GAGACGUGUCCUUGAACACCGACGAGAGUGACUCGGAUGAUUAUUAUAAUUAUGACGACAUUGACGACGACGUUGUACUCCAGGACGAGUCGGAACGAGAUCCAGAGUUGUUUGAUUAUCGUUUGAUCACCCAGGAAGAUGCCGAGAACAUGUUGGAUUGUUUUGUUGACGAAACUGCCAAAAAACUUAAA
Paramuricea clavata is the source of this 191-nucleotide messenger RNA. NCBI's taxonomy places the organism in Eukaryota, Metazoa, Cnidaria, Anthozoa, Malacalcyonacea, Plexauridae. The record is from the annotation of a GenBank genome assembly.